CGAUCCAGAACGAAGCUUCCAUGCCGAGCGAGAUCGCCAAUCGGUAGCAACUUCGGCACAGGCCGUCUGCCCCGUACAUAUAAUACCUGCGUAUAUCUCUAGGACCUUACCGAUUCACCCGCCCCCUGGCCAUGACGGUGGACUUGCCAGUGUCCACAAUGGCCAUGGUGGUGUUGCUGGGCCCCGCCGUAGUGCUCUGGGCGAUCGUCGAGGCUGCCACGCUGGCGCAGCGUGCGGUAGGCAAGGAGACGCCGUCCUUGGGACCGCUGACCGGCGAGAAGAUGCUGUCUCUGCUCCGCUGCAGCUCGAUCCUCGCCGGGGUGCUCUUCUUGUGCUACUUCUGCGAGCACCUCAUGUGGAACCAGCCGGCCGAGAAGGUGGUGCGUCCCGAGAUGUACUGGGGCAGUUUCGUCGUACUCAUUCUGGGAUCGUUGUUAACCAUCCGCAAGACAGACAGCAAAGACUUCAUGAACCGAGAGCAGACGGAGGAGUGGAAGGGUUGGAUGCAGUUCCUCUUCUUGCAGUACCACUACUGGAAGAUGGAGGACGCGUACAAGGACAUCCGCGUCUACAUCACAUGCUAUUUGUGGAUGACGGGCUUCGGGAAUUUUUCUUUCUUCUACGUGAAGCGAGACUAUAGCCUCCUGCGUGUCUUGCAGAUGAUUUGGCGAAUGAAUUUCUUUGUAGUCUUCCUGUGCCUGACCAUGGACAAUCCCUACAUCGUGUACUACAUCUGUCCUUUGCACACGUUCUAUUUCCUUGUGACUUACGCGACCAUGGUCGUCUGGUCCGAGGUGAACCACCGUCAGUACGCACCAGUGUUCAAGGUGAUCACGUGUGCUGCCUUGCUGUACACUGUGUACGACCUCAUUCCCAGAUCCUUCGACGUCUUCUUCUACUGGCUCGGCAACAAGUCAACUGGUGCGCCGAUCGGUGCUCACGGCGUUGAGUGGGAGUGGUAUUUCCGCAGUUUCUUGGACCACUUCUCAACGUGUUGGGGGAUGGUCUUCGCUCUAAACAUGCCGUUUCUUGCGGAGUGGUUCAAGAAGGUGGAGAGUUUCUCGUUGGCUCGCGAGUGGGGCAUCAAGGGGAUCGUUGGGGUUGGGCUCUUGGGGAUGAGCGCCGCCUGGGCAGCGAACAUUUACACCCGCGACAAGAGCGGCUACAACGCCCUCCACUGCUAUUACGCGGUCGUGCCCCUGCUUACGUACUUGUUCCUCCGAAACAUUUCAAAGACUUUCAGGAGCUACUACCUCCACGGCCUGCAUUGGUUCGGCACUAUCACGCUCGAGUCGUACCUCCUUCAGUACCACGUGUGGCUCGCCGACAACGCCGCCAAGCUGUUGAACAUCAUAGAGGGCCAGUGGCUCCUCACCUUUGUGAUUGCCUCGGUCCUGCACGUGUUCCUCGCCACCCAGGUAUUCAACAUCACCAAUAAGCUCCGCAGCUUAGUGCUUCCGAACAAUCUGCCGGAGGCACUGCGCAAUCUGGCAUUGCUCAUGGGCGGCGUGUUCGCCAGUUUCCUGGUGGCACACGGCUUCAGCCGCAGCGGCCUGGGGGCAGGCUCUUUGUGCUUGGUCGUGCUGGCAGUCACCGCCAGCAUCGUCGGCGCGCUCUGGAUGGCGUCGGAGGUGGGGCAGCGGAGCUCGAAAGUCUUCGAGGCGCAAGCGACCAUCCCUGCACAGGUGUGCUUCGGUGUCGCUCUUCUUGGCUGCAUGUUCGCGACCCACGGCCUGAUGGGCUACAGCAGGGAAGCGGGCGCCACCGUGCACCUCAUGGCAAACGAGCGGAGCGCGGCUGCUCGGCUGACGAGCGCGUCUGGCCUGGAGAUGUCCAUGGAUAAGCCUGCGGCGGUAGUCUUGGCGCGCCAGCUUGACCACUACGAGCUGCUGGACUCCUUCGUGGAGGGCCGCGCGCACGCGUUCGAGAUCGGCUCCCUGGCGCAGCCGUUGCACGGACUCGUGGCGAUGGCGGCCCUGAUCUGGUGCAUCGCUUGCAGGGACUCCUUCUUUGGAUUGUCGCGCCUGGCGCUGGCGCUCGUGGCCCCCGAGGGGCAGAAGACCAUCACGUGGGACGAGGCUUACGGCCCGAUCCUGCACAAGCUCGGCAUCCGCAAGCCGGACGCAGAGGAGGCUGGCCUCACCGGCGAGCCGCCGAACGAGCGCACGCCGCUGACCGCCACCAGCGGCGGCAAGGAGAAGUAAGGUGACCCCGAAGGGCAGAGGACCAUCACGUGGGACGAGCCCGCGGCCAGGUCCUGCCGCCGACCGCCGGCGGCGGCAGCAAGGAGAAGCGCUGACAUAUUGUUGGGCGGCGUUCGUGCAUGUCCUAAGCUCCAGUCCUCUUGAGUGGGCCCAAAUGGGGUUGGGGCAGAUCACGUCCGCAAAUCAAGCAUGACCGAUGCAUCGGCGAUGCAACGUGAUCCAGAAUCCAGUUCUUUCUAUGCUGGCGUGGCCGAUGCACAGUCGACGCAUUGGCGAUGAGAUGCGAUACGUAGACCCCAUUUGCUCUUGCCUCAUUUUAGAUGGCUUCAUCCUCUUGAUACGUGCUGAUCCCCUCCGUCCUCUCGUUGCUGGAGCCGUUUAGAGCACACGUGCAAGUGUAGGCCUUCACGCCUCCCCUCAAACGGAGAGUCGCGACUUGCCUCGACCAGUUCACUAUUUGCAUAGAAUCUCCCAGGAACACC
Molecule: messenger RNA, 2686 nt
Organism: Prorocentrum cordatum
Lineage: Eukaryota; Dinophyceae; Prorocentrales; Prorocentraceae
Source: the annotation of a GenBank genome assembly